Messenger RNA from Leptosia nina, 258 nucleotides. Lineage: Eukaryota; Metazoa; Arthropoda; Insecta; Lepidoptera; Pieridae. The record is from the annotation of a GenBank genome assembly.
AUGCGUAGAGGACAAAGAAUUAGUGAGAAAUGGCUAGCAUAUGAAUCACUGAAAGAGGAGAUUUUAGAGAAGAUACGAAAAAUUGAAGAGGAGAGGCACACAGUAGACCUCUGGUCCUGCAGGGCGGAAUGGGGGCGGAAGAGAAGAAAGCGAAUUCAGGUGACGGUGUCCUCCCCGUACGUGGUGUACAUGUUGCCAGACGCAGACAUCAUGGAAGACUGGAGAUUGGUCAGAAAACUGUUGGAAAGAACCGACUAG